GCCGGGGGCACGCGCCGUCUGUGUUUUCUCAGUGUGCAGUCUCUUACAACUUGUCCCUGCUUCCUCUAUGAAUCAUGCUCAGUUACUUUUAUUCUAAUUGGAUAGUGCUUGAGUAAUUUUGUUUGAGCUGCUUACUGGACGGUACUGAUGCAAUUUUAUCUGAGCUCAGUGAUAAAUCAAGCUUAACACUGCGGAGUUGGUGCCUCUUGUUAAUUAGUGACUGUGGAAAAGCCACCCAGAUGACACGAAGUUUUUGACCGCAAGCUCUUGGUCCACGCUGUAAUUCUCACGGUUGUAAGUUUGAGGAUAUAAUAACAACAGAAUGACGAAUAGGUGGUGGGGAGGCUGGAUUCAGCAAAACAUCGCAACGGCUAAAGCCAAGUCUGCAAAAGCCGUGGAGCUUUUGACGCGUGAUCUGGCUGAAUUCACUCAGGUUAUCCAACAGGAUACUGUGACUACAAUUUCAACAACAGCCUUAGCAUUCAAAGAGAAACUUAAUGUUGAGGAGCACGCAGAAGGUGGUCAGGUAUUUAGCAAGGGACUUUCAAACUUACUUGGAGCAAUCUCGGAUGCGUUUGCACCUACAGUGGAAGAAUCUGCCACUGCUGAUAUGAAAGCAAUAAAUGACUAUCAGAUGGGAAGUAGUGAGCCAUAUGAUAGUCUGAAGGCCCGUCUCUGUAACCUUCAAGCUGAUCCUGCAACAUACUCCAAGAAACCAGAUGAACACUAUAACUCCUGGUUGUUGAGCUUCACCUUGGAUGAUGAGAAGUGCGCUAUAUCUGACCUCUUGGCUAAUAAUCCACCCAUAAGAGACCUUUAUGCAAAAUUGGUUCCCUCUGAAAUUACUCAUGCAGACUUCUGGUCUCGGUAUUUCUACAGAGUCCAUCAGCUUCAUCAGGAAGAAGCUCGGAGAACAGCCUUAAAAGAAAGAGCAGAACAAAGCACAUAUUCUGUGGAUCUAAAAUGGGAAGAUGAAGAUGAAUGGGAUGACACAAGCUUUUCUGCUGUUGCUUUUAACCCGAAAGAUCUAAAUAUGAUAACUAAUGACAGGCAUGAACUACCAGGAAACAAAGUGGAAGAAACUGGCUCGAGAGUUGCUGUGUCAACUUUGUCUGACCACACAUCAAGUGAAAUCCAGCCACUUGCUUUGCUUUCCACUGAGGACAUUCAAGGAAUCCAACUAAAUCACCCAGCAGGAGAAACUAUCCAAAUGUUAGAAUCAUUUUUGGAAAUGGAGAAGAAGCAUGAAAAUAAAACUGUUUUAAAAGAAGAAUUGUGUCACAAACUAUUUGGAGAUGAGGGCAUAAGUACUGGUGAGGACUCUUCAGGUUUUGAAGAGUCCCCAGUCUCCAUUCUCGAGAGAAAUUUUGCUCACCUCAAUUUACAACCUAGCAUUGAUAAAAAUGCAACCGUCAAGUUAACUUCAAAUGUUGAAAAAUCUGCUUUUGUGAGUAACAAAGGAAACACUGAUUAUGUUGAAAACUGGGAUGAAGACCUUGAUCUGGACAUGACUGAAGAGGAAAUCCAGAUGACUUUAUCUCGAGCUGAAGCCUCGGGUGAGCUUGAUCCUGAAGACUGGGAUGAUUGGGUUUGCGAACAGAAGUAAACUCUUGACACAACUAGACUAUUACCUGCAGAACAUAAAUAAAUGGAUACUGUGUCACAAGCUGUUGCCAUUAUUUGAGUGCUGUGUUAAAAGAGACAUCAACCAGUUUAUGGACAAGAUAACAAUUUUAUUUGAGAUGGUAUAUGUUAAGACAAUCAUUUUUACAUACAUGUGCAGCUUCAUGAAUGGAUUGAAAAUCUGUAUCUGAACAGGUGCCAAUUUCAACGGUAAAUGCUAAGAAUGAACAAAUAUCUGGCAGCCUUGGUCUGGGAAUGCUGUUAAACUGUACAAGUUGCUGUGUCACAAAGGUGGUGUUGGUAACCCCCCUCUAUAGAAGAUUAUGCAGUGAAUUAGUUAACCUGCCUAAAGUCUUCAAUGACUCCUCAGCAUGAUUGCUGCCAUCUGAAAGUCAAGAUGUCGUUGUUUUCUGAGCCACCGCCUACAAUGUAAACUGUAACUCUCUCGUUUCUUGAUCUGACUGCUAGAACCCCCCAGCAUCAUGAAUGAAGCACAAUCUCCAGGGAAACACAGAACUCCCAGGCAAGGUAUCACUGUGCACAAGUUGAUACAUCUUACUGAUGAGUAUUAUAAAGGUGGUGUAGCUCUUCCCUGGUGCCACCAAAUAAAUCUAUCUUUCCUUAGAAUCUCCCAGUGCUUUUAUUAACAGAUCCUGAAAUUGAUGCUGCUGUGCUUUUCAGAUUGGCACCCAGUUGACCUAGGUCCUGACACAUUCGUUUUUUUGUCCAAAACUCUCAUUGACCUGCAUUCUCACAUUCAGGAAUUUUACAGCCUUAAACCUUAACUUCCUAAUUUCAGUGUCACGGAGACUUACAGCUAUUGCGUGAAUCUUGUAUCCACCUGCAUUUUUAUCCAGAAAAUUUACUUUGCAAUGAAUUUUUAGUUUUAUUUUAGCUGUGAACACUAAUCAUUUCUCCAGCUUAUUUCAUCUUAAGUGGAGACAUGUUGAGUUUUUAAGUAGGCCUUCACUUGCUCAGUGCCUUAGCCUUUUGAAGACAGUUACAACAUUUCCAGUAGCUCAUGAAAUAAAGAAAUUGGCAGAAUGUUAAUUUUCAGACCUUUGAGAGGGAAGGGCCUCACAACUUGCCAAUAUCAAUUUCACUGGAACAGUCUUGGAGAUGUGAGAGACAGUUACGAAUGGGAAAUUGUGGCUGUAAACUAUGACUUGUUCCAGAGCAUGACACUGUGUAUCAACAAGCUGAACUAUAUGCGAUACAUUUUCAUCAAUCGUUUUCAAAAGGCAGAAAUUGUCUUCUGCAUUAACUGUAUUAGUGUUUGGGUGGGUGAUAUUUGUGAAUUGUUUCAAAAGCUUUUCUUUGCUUUCUCCUCCUAGUCUUUAUUUAACUAAGAUUUGUUCCAACUUCCAGUCGCAGUCAGUAAAACUUUAGAUUAAAUUUUUGGUCACGUCUCCAGUGAUAUUAAAACAACUAUGUUUAUAUAACACCUGCUCUUGUCAGUGUUCAAUGUGUUUGGUGCUGAAAAGUUGAUCACUUUUCUAUUGGUGAUAUUCUGUUUCAGUGUUGAAUGUUUGCUCAAGACCAGCAGAGUGAGGUGCAGUAUUUAAACUUUGUCUAUCUUUACUUCCCCAUAAUGAAUCUUUUAACCCAAAAGAUUUUCUUUUGGCCUAGUCAAGUUUGCUGUCAAUUUGUAAGUAAUUUUGCACAUUAGAACUGCCAAAUUUCAUUUUGUUCAACACCCAACUGGCAGUGCAAGAUUUUCUGGCCAGCUUACCCUUGAACUGCCUAUAAAUUGCUGCAAAUUGAAUUCUAUCCAAUUUAUUAACAAUCUGGUCUGAAUGCAGAGAGCAAAAGUUUUAAGUGGUUCCUUUCGCUGUUAAUAAAGAGCUCCCACACAGUCUAUACAUAGCUUAGAUUAACUUUUUUUUAAUAUAUAAUAAACAAUAUUAUUGGAUGUGAAAGUGAAAAAAGUAAUUCUUAGUUUAUUUUUUCUUGUUCUUUGGUUUCUGGGAUUUCAUUUUCUUUUUAAAAGAUGAAAGCUCAUAUGUGAAUCUGAAAAAAUAUUGUGGCAAAAGUUUCCUCUGAUCCCUCUAGGAAAUUACAACUUCAGUCAUGUAACCUUUUAAAGUAGAAUCCCAACAUCAAGCUAGUUAUAUAUUCCCAAAAAGACAAAAAAAACUUGUCUUCUACAUUUACAGUAAUUCUGAUUUGGCUGGGUGAGUUGUGUUUGAAUAUUUUUAAAAAAAAGUUGUUUUUAUGGUUUGAGUGCUGUGAAAAUAAUGUGUUGAAUGUUUGUAGAAAAAUCAGUGAGACAGUUAAUAUCAGAAUGUUUCCAUUGAUGGUAUUCUGACCAUCCCCAUUUUAUGUGUCAAUUAAAUAAACAUGUCUAUUAACUUAUAAUGUAAGAGUUCCACAAGAUUGAGAAUUAAAAGACUAC
This is a messenger RNA of Rhincodon typus (whale shark), 4018 nucleotides long. RefSeq names its product BSD domain-containing protein 1-like. The transcript has 12 exons. The record is from RefSeq and is a predicted model, not a curated record. Gene Ontology annotation, cellular component: cytoplasm. NCBI's taxonomy places the organism in Eukaryota, Metazoa, Chordata, Chondrichthyes, Orectolobiformes, Rhincodontidae. The coding region runs from base 323 to 1606 and encodes 427 amino acids.